AUGGAAGCGGAUGUUCUCAAUGCACUCAAAUCUCAGACAGUCUACCUAUCCGGUGGCUUGGAUCUCGAUUCAAAUUUAAUCGUCAUCUUUCAAUUGCCAUGUGAACUGCAGCCUUGGACUAAAAGAUAUAUUGAAAUAUCAAUAAAGUAUUUACUUGAAUCGCUAAGCGAGCAAUCAUUAUCAAAUGGCUUAGUAGCAAUCGUUGAUGCACAAAAAUGCUCAUGGAAGAUGGCACGUGAUCAAAUUAAACUAAUUACACAGCAACUAGACGAGAAUUUAAAUAAAGUUUAUGCACUAAGAUGCGAUGCAUUUUCCGUACAAAAUUGUGCUAAAUCCUACAAAAAAGGCGAGCCGAUAGUUAUAUCAAAAUCUCGUCUGAAUAAAUUCUUUAAUUUAUCAGAAUUGCCAAUUGAAAUUGGUGGUCUACAACACUAUAAUCAUGAUGAGUGGAUUAGAAAUCGAAUUCAAAUUGAUGAAUUUAAAAAGUUUUUCGACUCAACAAUCACAUCGAUAAAGGCAUUGAAAGAAAAUUUGUCAAAUAUCAACACAAUGCGAUCAUCUGAAAUUGAGCAGACGAUGAAAAUGUGCAGCACAAAAUAUGCUGAUAUCCAAAAGCAUAUAAAGUUUAUUUUAGAAAAUGGAAAUAAGUUAAUUAGUCACAUUGUUGAUUGUCAAAGUCGAGAAGCAUUCUUAUCGCAAGACAUACACGAUGCUAAGGAGACCAUCAAGAAUAAAUUAAAUGAAAUUGAAUCAGAGCAAACGGCCGUUACUGUUUCCUGGACGGAAUUGGAAAAGAGCUUGAACGAUGCAAAAGAAUUAAUGCAGCUUGAAGAAGGUGUAUCGUAUGUAACAAAUUGGAUAUUAAGUACAGCAGAAUCGCUACUAAAUGGACAACUGAAAGUCGGUUAUGAUGUGCAAUCGACUGAGAAGUUACGACUCGAUCAUGAAAUAUUGGAAUUUCAAUGCUGGAAGACAUAUGGCUAUUAUGGAGAAUUGCUUUAUAAAAUUGACAAUUUUCCGGGAAGCAAAGAGAGUUUUGCAUUUAAAGAUCUUUUGUCGCAGCGUGAUUUCAUGGAUUUUGUGUGUCGUAGCUUUGCAACACGAUUGGAGCGUCGACGAAAUCUAUUAAUCACUUCCGUUCGAUUUUAUCGUUUGGUAGCUGAAUAUUUUCAAAGAACUAGUAAUGUCUUCGAGUCAUUGCUCCAAACACAAAAUGAAAAUAUGGACAAUUUUGAGCUAGCGAAAGUAAAAUUACAGAAAAUUAAGGAUAGUCAAGUUAGUUUAGGAAAUAUCGAGAAAGAGCUCGUUAAAGAAGGUGAGAAGCUCAGUGAUAUUCUCUCGAUGCCAAUCAAAGAUGCACUAGGUCGUGACAUUGAAGUUGAUUAUAGUGAAGAUAUUGCGAAUUUACGCGAAGUACUUGAUGCGGCCAAAGCACGAUUUAAGAUUUUUAGUGAUAGUCUAGACAUUCAAAAGCUAACGCUGGAGCAAAUAACAAAUAUUCAUGCGUGUGAGAAAGAUGCUGAGACAGCAAUCAAAUGGGUUGAAAGCCUCUUCAAAGUCAUGUUGAAAUCACACACUCAUGUUGGCUGUAAUGUGUCUGAAAUUCAAAACCAGAAAGAUGAACAUCAAGCAUUUCAAGAAACAGCAAAAAGUACAUUCAAUUAUGGCAUACAGCUAUUAAAUGCCGCAUUUGCACUCCGUCAAUCGUGCAAACUCAAUUCCGAUAAGAAUCUUGGAACAAUUGAUCAUUUGAAGAAAACAUGGAAGAAUUUGCAUGCCGUCAGUCAAGAGCAAAUGACUCGUUUGCGUGUAUCUGCUGUAUUUUAUCGAAGCGUUGAUGAGCAUUGUGCGAAAUUGGAGCAACUGAAGACGUCAGUGCUUAAACUUAAAGACAUUGAGGAGCGGGAGAGGAAAAUUGUAAAAUUGAGGAAAUACUUAGCAGUUCGUGAACGCCUCCUGGUCGAAGUUGGUCGAAUGGUGAGACUCGGACGAUUGUUGAGAACGCGACUGAAAGAACCAUUUGUAAUGAACAACGAUUUGGAAAGUAUGUCGAGUGAAGAGAACAUAAUUGCAAUGCCAACGGACAACAGCAUUGCUUCAGAUUCUAUCUCUGCAAAGUUAAUUGAGGUCUCGCGUGUUGCCGAAUCAUUGGAUGCAAUCAUCCACGAGACACAGGAUGCUUUAAAUAUAUUUGAAAAUAAUAGCAGCACAGCAGCGACAUUGCCGGUUGCAAGUACGUCGAGUGUUGAUGGAAAGACUUCAUCAGCAAACACGAGUGAUGAUUGGAACAACAGUCUGAAAUCAUCAACAGAGGAUGAAUCAUUUGUAACAGCAUCAGAAUAUGCCACAUCUCGUUCAUCAUCAUAUCAUACGGCUUCUGAAUGUCGUGAUCAUUCACCAUGGUGGACAGACACGGCUGAAAGGAGUUCAGUCGACUUAGACUCAUCGGAUCCAGAUCAGCCAAACAUUAAAGAGCUUACAAUUACUUCCUCGUCUGGUAAUGGAUCAUUUGAUAAUUCAGAGACAAGCUUCCGCUCGCCAGUUCCAUCAUCACUAUUUAAUGAUCAUAAUGACUCAUCAGAUAGUGCAAUUAAGCUUAAAAAUGACAAUGAAAGUGAAAGUAGCUCAUCGCCAAGUUUACCGCCAAAAAUAUCAAGUCCGCACGAAGAGUAUACAUUACCGCCAAUAUUAAGCAGUGCUGAUAAGAAAAUUUAUACAAUUUUUGAAUCACCAACAUCAACGCCAAGUCAAGACGAUGACAAUCUUGAAAGCGAGUCACCAAAGGUCGCCGAGCCAUAUCUUCAAGUCGAUCGUGCAGCAAACUGUAUCGAGAAGACACUCGACGCGUUCAGUAGUCGUCAGUUGGAAAUUAGUGGAAUAUGGGAGAAUUUUAAUACGACGAAGGAAAUUAGUAUUAUUCUGGAGAAAAUCAUGGCUGAGAACGUUGAGACAAUAUCAUUAACAGCAAAGAUAGAAGAUGAGCUUUAUCCAAUUCUCGCAACAUCCGAGGAAUUGCCAAGAGAUUUAAUACGUUUUGUUGAUAAUAAAUUAAAGUCAGUUCAAAAUGAAAUACAGCAAUCGGAAGCUGAAUUGUCACAGCGCAUUGAAAAGAUCGAUAAAUUAGAAGGCAAGGAUCAAGUGUCGUGUGAAAAAAUUGUGCAAGUGAAAAAUAAUUUGAAUUCAAUUAAAACAAAAUUAUUCUCAAUAAGUGCUGAUUAUAAUGAGCUUGUGGACAUUGUGUUGUCAUUUUUACGAUCGUAUCAAGAAAUUUAUGAAAGUAUCCGUGAGUAUUUUUCGGUAAGAGAUCAGUUUACGGCGCCGGUUGGUGGUGAAAAUGUUGCGAAUCUUAUACGCGAUUACGAGACAUUUAAAAAUAAUACGAUGGAGAGUUUCCGUAGUCUAUUGGCUCAAAGUGAAAAGUUGAUUGAUCGGAUAAAAAUGCAAGAGCCACCGGGCGCGAAAGAACAUGACACUGACAAGAUAAUAUCAUUGUUAGAGAAUCUCAGAACGUAUUUUGAGACAAAUGCUGCUUCGGAAAAUUCUGAACUUAAGCGACAAUUCUUCAUUACGGAAUUCGAGAAGCUGUUGAAAGAUUUAAAUGAAAAUAUUAGUGACUUACAGUUACAGUUUAAUGAUAUGAAUGAUAAAUUUGGUGACUCUGCUGCUGCAUGUAAAGUUUCUUCACUUUCUUACGAAUAUUACGAACGAAAUGUUGAUUUAUUGAAUAAACGAAUCGAAAAUUUUAUUAACUCAUACAGUAACAUCUCAUAUCCUGACGCAAAGCCAUACGUUAGUGAUGAAUUGAUGAAACUACUAAGGAGAUGGGACGAUUUUAAAAAUCAAUCGGCGAGAUUGAAGAAUAAUCUCUCGUUGGCGCAACAAUAUUUCAGCCUCUUGGAAAAUGUCGAAACGCGCUAUCACAAAACAUACACAUUUUUGGUGAACUCUGUAAAUUUGAGAAAAGAGGAAUUAAAAACAUCGGCUGCGGCAUUCGACUUAAUUGAUGAACUAGAGAAAUAUGUCGUAGACAACAAGCAAGCACAACUUGAUGAUUUAAAGAAAUUAUCACAAAUUUCAAACGAUGUUUUUGGCUACGAUAAGACAGAAAACCUUUAUUCUGAUAAUAUAUUUAUAUUCCAGUCAUUUGAGAAAAUGAAAUCUGAUAUUGUAGAUUUAGUUAAAGAUCUGAAGAGAAAGGAAGAUCCAGUUGCAAUGAUUAAUGAAAUUGACAAUAAGAUUCUCGUCAUUGAAAGCCAUGAGGAAGUUUUGAGGAACGAAACAAUCCACGAAAUUAUUCCAGUUGUUGAAAAUGAGCCACCAAAGUUCUUGCGUUAUCUUGAAAGUGCUGAAGUCACAGAAGGUGACAAUUUCAUCUUUGAAUGUAUUCUCAGAGGACAACCAGAACCAACAGUUCAAUGGCUCAAAUUUAACACUCCACUUGCUGACAAUCCCAACUACAAAAUUUCAUUUGGAAACGGAAAAUGUCGUCUAGAUAUUCCGAAAAUAACAAGUGCAGAUGCUGCCGUAUUUUCAUGUAUUGCAACAAAUGUCGCUGGCACAAGUCAAACAACAGCAAAUUUAAUUGUAAAACCACGACAGGAAGUACAGCCGUUGACACCGCCAUCAUUCUUGAGACUUUUACAAAAUGCUUAUGCCAAUGAGAGAUCAACUUUUGAAUUCAACUGCUUAGUUGGUGGAAAUCCACUACCAACUGUUCAAUGGUACAGGAAUGAUGUGUGUGUUGACAAUGACAUCAACUAUAACAUCACAUACAACAAUGGAACUGCCUUAUUAAAAAUUCCAACUGUGCGUGUUGAGGAUCAAGGAAUAUUUACAGUCAAAGCAAUCAACCAGAUGGGCUACAAUGAAUGUAGUGCCAUCUUGAGUGUAGAAGCUGUUGAGAAAAAUAUCAAGCCAACAAUCAAGUCUCCACUGUCGAAUGUGUUGACGCGAGCCGGUCAAAAAAUAACACUCGAAUGUGACAUCGCUGGCAAGCCACAGCCUGAAGUUUAUGUGAUGCACAACGGAAAAAUUCUCUCUGAUCAUGACGUCAAUUUGCAGUACGACGGCGAAACUGUAAGGUUAACAUUACCACAUGCAGCCAGCGUCAAAGAUUCUGGAAUAUAUAAAGUCAUUGGAAGAAAUAUUGCUGGUGAAGCGUCAACUGAGUGCUUUGUACAAGUCGAGCAACAAAAAGAAGAAGUUCAAGCACCAAUACAGCCAAAACUUAUCAAGCCAUCGAUUCAACAACCUCUCAAAGACAUUUCAGUUUUUGAGGGAAAACCUGUACAUUUGGAGGCAAUAAUUGUUGGACAACCAGAACCAGAAGUAAUUUGGUUACAGAACGAGAAGCCAGUCAAAGAGUCUAACGACAUUCGAUUGUAUUUCCAAGGAGACACCUGCACAUUGUUCAUUAACGAGGCCUUUUUAGAGGACGCAGGCGUAUACAAAAUAGUUGCAAUAAAUUCAGCUGGUGAGGCAUCAAGUGAAUGUCGUGUAAGUGUGACACCAUUGAAUAUUCUUGAACCAGCUAUACGUCCAACAGAAUCUGAACGAUUCUUAUCCAGUAGCGUAAUGCCACCAAAAUUCGAAAAAUUAUUAACGGAUGGUCUUGCAAAUGAAGGCGAAUCUGUUGAAUUGGAAUGUUGCCUAGUUAGUGGACCGUUGCCAGAAAUAAAAUGGUAUUUGAAUAAUAAAGAAAUUGUAUAUAAUGAUCGUAUACAAGCAGUCGCAAAUGAAGAUGGAGCAUUAAAAUUAAUUAUUCGAAAUGUAUUGCCAGAUGAUAAAGGCGUUUAUACGGUCAAGGCCACAAACUCAACUGGCAUUGCAAAAUGCUUCUCACACUUGAUUGUAAAGUCAACUGCAAAUAGCAGCAGUGAUAAUCUCAUCAAUCGCUUGGAAACAGACCACGAGAAAAUCAUCUGUCCAACAUUCAAGGAAUUAUUUGCCGAUCGUUCAGUGAACUACGGAGAAUCAACGAAAUUCGAAUGUAUUGUUUAUGGCAAACCAACACCAAAGAUCAAGUGGUAUUUUAAUGAUAUGCCUGUGCACGGAAGAGAUUUUCUCAUUUCCACAAGUGGCGAGCGUCAAGUGCUCACGAUUCCUAAAGUUGCUCCUGAAACUGUUGGCAAAGUUUCAUGUAUCGCUGAGAAUGAAGCAGGAAAGGCAACUUGUGUGGCAAUGCUAACAGGAUCUGGAAUUCCAUUAUCAACUGAGGAGCAGUUCACAACACAAGAAGACAUUUCUGGAUCAUCACUUGUCACAAUGCAAAAACACAUCACAACUACUACAACAACAAAACAAUCGAAUGUUUUUGGCAAUGGAGUUCCACCACAAUCGCAGUUCCAUUCAACAAGUGAACAGAUUGAUUCAUCUUACAAGAAAAUUGGUGAUGCACCAGCUGAAGUCAGUGAAUCUAAGAAAUAUGAGGAAGUAAGAGAAUCAUCAGCUGAGCCACAACAAACAUUUGCACAAAAGCUGCUCAAUUUCAGCAGGAAUGACAUGACAAAUGAGAAGCAUGAAAGCAUAAUAGCUCAAUCUGGACAAAUUUCAACUGGAAAGCCAAUCAGAAGAAGCACAGCUCCACGAUUUGUAUCACCAUUGAUUGGAAAGAUUGUCGAUCAAGGUGUUGAUGUUACACUUGAGGGUAUCGUUGAUGGAUAUCCAGCACCAAAUGUUGAAGUUACAAAGAAUGAUGAGCCAAUCACUACAAUCCCUGGAGUCAUUGAAAUCUCAUACAGCUUGAACAAAAUUGUCAUUAAAUUAUUCAAUGUUAGUAUAAAGGAUGCUGGUCGUUAUUCAGCGAUUGCUAAAAAUGAUGCAGGAUCAGCAACAAGCACAGCUGAUGUUGUUGUAAAGAAAUCAAUUUUCCCACCAGUUUUUGGAAGAAGAUUGCAAGCUCAAGUUGUAAAGAAGGGAGAACGAGUUAUAAUGGAUUGCGAAAUUACCGGCACACCUGAACCACAAGUUUCAUGGUACAAAGAUGAUCGUCCAAUUGCACAGGCAAUGACGAAUGAAUAUAGAAUUACUCAACUUGGUAUUUGCCAUAAGUUGAUUGUUGAGAAUGUAAAAGUUCAAGACACUGGCAAAUACAUGGUCAAGGCUGUUAAUUCUGGUGGAGAAGCACAAAGCAUCGCAGACUUUAUGGUUCUUGAGUCACAACCCGAUCGAAUGGUUGAAGUCACAAAGACAACUGUCUUUAGUGACCUUCCAUCAAAUCAUCUCAAGACUGGUCCAUUCAUGGAUCAAUCGGUUCCAAAAGAGAAUGGAAUUCCUAAAGAAAAUUAUUCAUCACAUCAAGAGGUUUCGUCUAAAGCACAAUUAGGAAGCUCCACAGAAUCAAAAGUCAUUAUGGAAACGACAAGAACAACGUCAGCUACAAUGCGUCUUGAGCAUACGCCUCAUUUCAAUGAUUUACCUCCAAUUACGUUCUCACAAAGAACACAAACGCCAACAAUUCCUUUGGUAAGUGAAGGAACAAUGAUCGAUAGUGAAUUGAGGGUUAGUAAGCAUUCUGAACAGACACAAACGGAUGCACCAAAAGAAAAGCCAAGAGAAUUUGAUAUUCCAAUUAGACAGGAAGUUACAUUUCCAUUCGUGGAAGGUCCUAAAAUCAUGCAAACUCCUGAACCAAUCAGGAAGAGUGCUUUGGAAUAUUUUGAGAGCAAUUUGAAGAAUCUACCAGAAUUGAGCGAGGAAAAGUACACAAGAUAUGAGGAUGCUGUUAAAGGAAGUCACACAUAUGUCAGUAAACAACAUGAAAUUAAGGAAGAAUUUAAAUCAAAACUUACGGAUGAUUUGAGCUAUUUGAAUCUUAAGCCAGAACCACCAGCAGAAUUAUCUUUCAUGCCUAAAACUCAACCGAUUGGACAUCCAGAAAAGAUUGUUGAAAGAGUUAAGAAACUUGAGCAAAUAAAUCAAUCUAGUGAAACACCAUUGAGUGGAACUAUACAUCCUCCAAUGUACACGAAAGAAGAAAAAUUCGAGAAAAAGGAAUUCUCAUCAACAAAGUCGACAACACCUUUUGUGCCAAAAGUUUCAACACCAACAUUUGCUCCACAUGUUAAUCAACUGAUCCCAGACACAAGAAUUGGAAGAAGUGCAUCACCAAAGCCAUCAACUGAAGGUGUAAAUAUGGAGAAGUUAUGGGCAAUGAAACCAAAAACUCCAGAACCAUUUGCUGCUCCACAGCAACAGACACAAAUGCAAUCACAAGAAGAUUAUAGACAACAAAGCUUUACACAUGAACACAAGUCAUCAUUUGUGGCUUAUUCAUCACAAAAAACUGUCAACCAAGAAUCUGUUGAGCCUCCAAAGGAACAUUUUGUACCAAUUCAGCCAUAUCAAGCUCCACAAGAGCAAGCACCAGUAGAAGAACUUCCAAAAACAUCAAUUAAGGAUACAAAGAGCUACUUUGAACAAAGAAUUAAGGAAGAGGAAGUAAAGUCAAUUUCUUUACCAGAACUAAAAGCUCCAAGUUUAGUAAAGCAAUUUGCUAAGCCGAUGGUUCCACUCAUCCCUGAUAAUUAUGAAUUAGGAAUCGAACCAGGCGCACCACCAGAAAUUUGCUAUGCACCAAAGCCAGUUUUGGAAAGGAAGCAAUCAUAUGUUGAGAAAAUUGAAAAGUCUUUGGAACAAAAUAUUGAAAAGGAACCAGAUCGUGUUCCACGUGGUGGUGUAAGGAUCUUUCCACAAAGACAGACACCAAACAGGAUGUCUUCUCAAUCUCCACAGAGAUUCCAAGCACCAAAACAGAAUGUACAGCAGCCAACACCAAAACCAGUACCACAGCCUGUUUUCCAUGCUUCAGAAAAUGUUUAUCAUCCACCUGAGCCUGUUUUUAAGGCUCCAGAACCAGUUUUUAAGGCUCCUGAGCCAGUUUUCCUUCCAGAGCCAGUAAUUAAAGCUCCAGAACCAGUUUUCAAAGCUCCAGAACCAAUUCAACCAGUUCUUCAGCCAGAACCAACACCAAUAUUUAUGACACAGCCGAUUUUACCACCAAAACUACCGGAACCAUUUAUUCCUGAGAAAUUUGAGAGUCAUGAAACUCACAGUGAAAUCAAGAAGGAAGAAACAAUUUCUGGAUAUCGACGUGUAGCCCCACCAAAGUUCUUAGAACGUGGAAAGUCAUCAGAACCAACAUUUGUGCCACCACCAAAGUUUGCGAGUCCAACAUUUACAAAGGCAACGGAGCCAAUCAUUAGAGAUGUUCCAAUCACAGUUCAGAAACACGAGCCAGUUAAACAACAGCCAGCUUAUCAAAGUAAUCAACAGCAAACCAAGCAACAAUCAUUUUUGUACAAAUCAGAACCAGUUAAGCAAUCAGCUCCUCAGCCAUUGGCUAAUAUGCCUCUAAUUCAACCUGGUCCACAACCAAUUUAUCAAAACUAUCAAUCAUCAUCACAUCAGGAACAAACAUUUACUAAGAAAACAGAAACAAUUAAGCAAUCUGGACCACAGCCAUCUCCUCAACCAAUUUAUCAAUCACAACAGCAAUCAGUUCCUCAACCAAAGCAAAUAAUCAAGCCAUCAGCAGUUAAGCCAAAAGGAAAAUUCGAAGAAUUCGUAUCAGAAUCCCAACAAUCAUUUCAAAGCAUGUAUAAAAAUUUUGUAAAAUCAGAACAAAGUCAACAUACGACAGAAUCCUAUUUUCAAAGGAUUGCAUCACCCAAAACAGUCUCACAACCAUCACCACAACAACAACAAACACCGACGCAAUCACAAUUUAAGAAACCAGAACAAUCGCAGGUUCGCAAAAAGUUUAAUCCCGAUGUGAUGCUUUAG
Molecule: messenger RNA, 9783 nt
Organism: Chironomus riparius
Lineage: Eukaryota; Metazoa; Arthropoda; Insecta; Diptera; Chironomidae
Source: the annotation of a GenBank genome assembly